Funneliformis caledonium is the source of this 180-nucleotide messenger RNA. Lineage: Eukaryota; Fungi; Glomeromycota; Glomeromycetes; Glomerales; Glomeraceae. The record is from the annotation of a GenBank genome assembly.
AUGAGCCUACAAAUGCUAGUUGCUACAAUUUCAAGGUUAUUAUUAGAAUUUAUACUAGAAGGCUAUAAGUAUCACAUACAAAUUCCAUUUACUGGCAGUUGGAUGGACUUACCCAAUCCCAGUAAGAAAACUAAGUUCUUUUUUGAUAUGAGGCUUUUGCAACAUGUUCAGGAUAACUGA